Pecten maximus is the source of this 1516-nucleotide messenger RNA. RefSeq names its product NAD-dependent protein deacetylase Sirt6-like. The record is from RefSeq and is a predicted model, not a curated record. The coding region runs from base 100 to 1395 and encodes 431 amino acids. The transcript is spliced from 5 exons. Lineage: Eukaryota; Metazoa; Mollusca; Bivalvia; Pectinida; Pectinidae. Gene Ontology annotation, molecular function: NAD+ binding.
UUGGUAAGUAGGAAAUGGAUUCGGUCUAUUAUUAGUGCGGGAUGAUGUGAAUUCUAAUAAUAGAUUGCAAUUGUUACUGCAAUAUAGCAAAAAGGUUUGAUGUCGAAAAUGAGCUGUUCGUUUAAGAGUUGUAAAACUGGUUCAUUGAAUGAAUCUGAAUGUAGAAUCGAGGUUAAAACCGUACUACCAAAGAAGACAAUAGACGGAUCAAAACUUAGCAUAAAUUGGAGAACAGACGGAGAGGCAAAGUUUCACAAAGAUUGUUGGAAUGGUGUUUUGAAGCUGUCACGUUCUCGCACAAAGAAAAAAGAUGGACCCAACAUGUCACAACAGGAGAAGAUUCUAGUGAAGGAGGCCAAAAAAUCUUUUGAGCAGUUUGAUUCUCUCCAACAUUUAUGCAGUGAAGCAAAGCGAGUUGCUCAAAUGAUAACAUCAAGCAAACACUGUGUUGCUUUUACAGGUGCUGGGAUUUCUACAUCAGCUGGUAUUGGUGACUAUAGAGGAAAGAGUGGCAAGUGGACGGAGAUGGAUCAAAACUUACUGGAUGUUGAUUCCAUAUUUGAAACUGAUGAACCAGAAACAAAGAAAAGGAAAACACAAACUGAGGGAUCAGUGAAUCCAGAAGCAGGUGAGACUGAAGAAGGUAAUGAAGAUGAUGGUGUUCCCUAUGAAUCACUGAGGCCAACCUACACACAUGAAGCUUUAUAUAAGCUGAUACAGGAUGGAUACCUCCAGUAUAUCAUUAGCCAGAAUGGUGAUGGGCUGCAUGGUUUGUCUGGAGUGGCACAAGAUACUAUUUCUGAACUACAUGGCAAUGUUUUUAUUGAAAAGUGUGAAUCUUGCGGGAAAAGAUAUGAGAGAGAUUUCUAUGUGAUGGAUGACAUUAGCAGUCAGUACUAUGAGGAGCUGGAAGAUUUUGGCAAAACUGAUAUACGCAAACCCAAACAUGCUGUGAAGUGUGAGAGAUGUGGAUUGUGCCAUCGAACGGGAAGGAAAUGUGACAAAAAGGGUUGUCGAGGAUUCCUGAUCGACUCGAUCAUUAACUUUUGUGACAUCCUAGAGGAUGAGAUUACAGAGCGGGCAACUAAUCAUGCCAGUCAAUGUGACCUGAUGCUGUGUCUGGGUACCACUCUCAAAGUUACUCCAGCCAGUGACCUUGUAGAGCUUGGAAAACAUCCACUCAGACUGGUCAUCUGUAACAGACAAGAGACUUACAUGGACAGUGUCUGUACUAAGAAAGGGAAGGAUGGCCAACAGUUAGGAUCCAGGGUGUUUGGGGACUGUGAUAUCUUUUUUCGAGAAGUGAUGAAACAUAUCCUGGAUCCAGAUAAUGUGAAGAGAUGGGAAGGCGGUAGAGAGAGCAGAAUGAAGAAGUAUGACAAAAAACGCUCAUAAAGAGAUUUGUGACAGAAAAAUUCUGGUAUCUGUGGUUUGGAAUUUCAUUUAUGCUAAAUAAUUUUUGAUAUGUCUUGAUUUUGAUGUUUAAUUAAAAAGGUUAAAACAAACUUUUGUAAGA